AUGGCUGCGCACGAAUGGGACUGGUUCCAGCGCGAGGAGCUCAUCGGACAGAUCAGCGAUAUCCGAGUCCAGAACCUGCAAGUUGAGAGGGAGAAUGUGCAGAAGCGGACUUUUACUCGAUGGAUAAAUCUCCAUCUGGAGAAGUGUAACCCACCUCUAGAAGUUAAAGAUUUAUUCGUUGAUAUACAAGAUGGCAAAAUCCUAAUGGCUUUGUUAGAAGUCCUGUCUGGGCGAAAUCUGCUGCACGAAUACAAAUCCUCAUCCCAUCGUAUUUUUCGGUUGAACAACAUAGCGAAAGCACUUAAGUUUUUGGAAGAUAGCAAUGUAAAACUGGUUAGCAUCGACGCGGCAGAAAUAGCAGAUGGCAACCCCUCUUUGGUUCUUGGGCUGAUUUGGAACAUCAUCCUCUUCCUCCAGAUUAAAGAACUCACCGGCAACCUCAGCAGAAAUUCUCCAUCUUCCAGCCUGUCACCCGGCUCGGGGGGCACAGACUCAGACUCCUCCUUCCCACCCACGCCCACCGCAGAGAGGAGUGCGGUGAUAUCGGUGAAAGACCAGAGGAGGGCCAUCAGGACACUGUUGACAUGGGUGCAGAGGAAAACAAGGAAGUAUGGCGUGGCGGUGCAGGACUUUGCAGGCAGCUGGAGAAGCGGGCUGGCUUUCCUGGCAGUGAUCAAGGCCAUCGACCCCAGCCUGGUCGACAUGAAGCAGGCGCUAGAAGACUCCAUGCGGGAAAAUCUAGAGAAGGCUUUCAGCAUCGCUCACGACGCCCUUCACAUCCCCAGGCUCCUGGAGCCAGAAGACAUCAUGGUUGACACGCCAGACGAGCAGUCCAUCGUGACUUACGUGGCUCAGUUUCUAGAACAUUUCCCGGAGUUGGAAGCCGAGGAUUUUGCGGAUUCCGACAAAGAAGCCCCUAUUGAAUCCACCUUCGUUCGCAUCAGAGAAACCCCUUCUGAACAAGAGAGCACCGUCUUCCUUCUGACUGAGAACGGGGAGCGUGCCUACACCGUCAACCACGAAACGAGCCACCCGCCACCCUCCAAAGUCUUCGUCUGUGACAAGCCUGAGGGCGUGAAGGAGCCCUGCGUUACCAGCCGGGAGCUGGCAGACAGCUGCUCUGAGUUCACGCACCAGAUCAUUGACCAGGUUCUCCAAGGGGUCCCAGGGAAGAUCAACAGCACCAGCGACCUGGCUCCAGAAUCUUCCAUCUUAUCAUCCAGAAAGGACAGCCAGAGGUCCACCUCUCUGCCAGUCAAGAAAACUGUGCACUUUGAGGCUGACACCUACAAGGAAGCCUCCUGCAGUAGGGACCCUUUCUACAGUCCAGACCUUCACUUCGAAGGAAGCCCAAGAGAGACCAAGGAGUCAUCCAAGCAGGACGGACAGGUCUUGGCAGCUGAGGUUGCCGAGGAAACACCGAAACAGGAGGCCCCGGAGAUCCUGGAAGCAGCCUCCAGUGAGGCCCCCAGCGAUGUGUCUUCAGUGGAUGGUAAGGUCAGUCAUCCUUCGACUUCCCAGACCUCUCCCUCCUGGAAUGGGGCGUCGGAGAGGGCAGCUGGCCCAGGGGAAGAGGGCCGUUCCCCGUCAUCCCUGGGAGAGGAUACCACUGUGGCCGAUUCCAUGGAGAUCGAGGUUAAGCUGCUGACUGCAGAAGCCGUGGAUAAGGAAGACUCUUUCGAAGGCAUACCAUUAAAAGCCUCGAAAAUUAACGACCUCGUAGAUUUUCCCUCCACCAGCCAGGCUUCCCACGAGGUUCCUUCGCCUCAUGAGAAAAAACCUGCCGGGGAGGAGGUGUCCGAGGAUCGUGCUGAGAAGUUGUGUAAAAGGAGAGGUAAGUCUGCCCACAGGAAGACAGAUUUGGAUGAGCCCCCCGUGAAGCCCAACCAGCAGGAACCUCACAAGGACCCUGGACCAGAAGACCAAGGCUAUUCUUUGGAGGCACCGGUGGAUAAAAAGGCAGAAGUGUAUGAAAAGGCCAAGCACAAGUCCCCCCGGCACCGUCGGGGCGAGGAGGAAGGGGAAGCCGAGGGCCCACGGGGCCUUGGGGGAGAAUUGCCUUCCAAUCCAGCCAGCAGCAGCAGCAGCUUGGAGACCCUCCACAGCCCCAGCAAAGAAGGCCUGGAUUUCAAGCCGUCUCCACCGCCCUCCAGGAUCUCCAUCAUCCCCCAUGACCUUUUCUACUACCCGCAUUAUGAGGUUCCCCUGGCUGCGGUUUUGGAGGCUUAUGCAGAAGGCGUGGAGGAUUUGAAAAACAAAGAAGUGGACCUCGAAGAGCCAGAGGGGUAUCUGCCGGACGCGGGGGCCGGGGAGGCCGAGGCCUCCCAGAGCAGCUGCAGCUUCGCCGGGCGGGGCAAGGGCCACCCCCAGGCCAGCAUCGCGGAGGAUGCCAGACCAGCCUCGGAACCCAGUCCCCCGUCCCCGCAGGAGGACCACCAGCCAAGUGAGGACGCAGAGAGUGUCCCCGUGCAGGGCCACCAGUCCCAGGAGUUUCCAAACUCGGAAAACUUAGCAAACCCAUUAGAAGAAAAGGUAAUGGAAGAACCGAUCAGCAGUAAAAGAAAGGAAAAAAGAAAACAUGUGGACCACGUAGAAAGUUCAAUAUUUAUAGCACCCGGAACUGUUCGCUCCUCAGAUGACCUGGAAGAAGACACCUGUGACCACACAGUCCUUUCCAGGACAAGUCACAGUGACUCCAGCAUUUACGUUCAACGACAUGCUAAUAGGUCUUUGGAACCGGAUCAUUUUAGUUAUGUUCAGUUGAGGAGCGCAGCAGAUCAGGAUGACAGAAGAAACCGAAUGUUAACCAGGAAGGCCAACAACUCGGGCGAAGCCAGGCCGCAAGAGAUCCACAGCCCACAGAGCGACUCGCUGAUGCAGUUCGUCCAGCAGCCAGACGUGAUGUACUUUAUCCUCUUCCUCUGGCUCCUGGUUUAUUGCCUGCUGCUCUUCCCCCAGUUGGACCUCAACGGACUCUGA
Molecule: messenger RNA, 2979 nt
Organism: Lipotes vexillifer (Yangtze River dolphin)
Lineage: Eukaryota; Metazoa; Chordata; Mammalia; Artiodactyla; Lipotidae
Gene: CLMN
Product: calmin
Exons: 13
Coding region: 1-2979 (992 amino acids)
Biological process (GO): nuclear migration; negative regulation of cell population proliferation
Cellular component (GO): meiotic nuclear membrane microtubule tethering complex; cytoplasm; nuclear outer membrane
Molecular function (GO): actin filament binding
Source: RefSeq, a predicted model, not a curated record